Molecule: messenger RNA, 1299 nt
Organism: Mycotypha africana
Lineage: Eukaryota; Fungi; Mucoromycota; Mucoromycetes; Mucorales; Mycotyphaceae
Product: HSP40/DnaJ peptide-binding protein
Exons: 1
Coding region: 276-1253 (325 amino acids)
Biological process (GO): protein refolding
Cellular component (GO): cytoplasm; nucleus; cytosol
Molecular function (GO): Hsp70 protein binding
Source: RefSeq, a predicted model, not a curated record
AAAAAAAAAAAAAAAAAAAAAUGGAUGAACAGAUGAUGAGGGAUGCAGCCAAAAAGUGAAACCCCCAUACCCCCCAAGCAAUAUGACGAGUCCUUGUUUUGUUUUUUGAUGUUUGUUACUCAUGUGUCUUUUUUUUUCCAUCUUGUUGAAAAUAGAAUCCAGAUGCUGGCGACAAGUUCAAAGAGAUCUCUCAUGCUUAUGAGGUGCUUUCUGAUGCCGAGAAACGUCAAUUAUAUGAUAGUUAUGGUGAAGAAGGAUUGAAUGGAGGUCCCGGUAUGGGAGGUAUGGAUGCGGAAGAUCUCUUUUCUCAACUGUUUGGUGGAGGAUUUGGUGGAGGACGUAGAGGUCCUUCCGGUCCUCGUCGUGGAAAGGACAUGGUGCACGCUUUAAAGGUCAGUCUCGAAGAUCUCUACAAUGGUAAGACCAGUAAGCUCGCUCUUCAAAAGCACAUCCUUUGUCCCAAGUGUGAAGGCAGAGGUGGUAAAGAAGGCUCUGUCCGCAAAUGUAGAACAUGUGGUGGUCAAGGUAUCCGCAUCAUUACUCGUCAAAUGGGACCUAUGGUACAACAAAUGCAACAACCUUGUGGUGAUUGUCAAGCCACAGGUGAAGUCAUUGAUGAAAAGGAUCGCUGCAAGCACUGUCAUGGUAAGAAGGUGGUGGGAGAAAAGAAGAUUCUCGAAGUGCACAUUGAUAAGGGUAUGCGUGAUGGACAAAAGAUCACAUUCAGUGGUGAAGGCGAUCAAGCGCCCAACAUCAUUCCCGGCGACAUCAUCAUUGUCAUUGAUGAAAAGCCUCAUCCUCACUUUAAGCGUCAAGGUGAUGAUUUGAUCUACGAAGCCAAGAUUGACCUUUUGACCGCUCUCGCUGGCGGUAAGUUUGCUAUACCCCAUCUUGAUGAUCGUGUCCUUAUGGUCAACAUCUUACCUGGUGAAGCCAUCAAACCUGACCAACUCAAGGUGAUUCCCCACGAAGGUAUGCCCGCCUACCGUACACAAGUCAAGGGACAUCUCUUUGUCAAAUUCUCGGUUGAUUUCCCUGAACCCAACUGGACCUCACCUGAAAAGAUCGCUGCUCUUGAAGCCAUUCUACCUCCUCGUCCUGCCGUUCCAUCUUUUGGCAGCAAGCAUGUAGAAGACGUCGUGAUGGCCGAUGCGGAUGGUUAUCAAUCCAGCUCUCGAGCUCACGGCCAUGAUGGUUAUGAAGAUGAAGAAGAACACCACGCUGGACCAGGUGUACAAUGUGCUCAGCAAUAAACACUGUCCCCCCAAAAAAAAAAGAAAAAAAAAAAAAAUAAGAAAA